ACGAGGGUGGCUACUUGUGCGAAUUGGGAAUUUGGAAUUAAAAGAUAGACAAGUGAUAAUGUCCCACCGCCACCAGGACAUUCCCAUCCGCCCACGCUACGGUUACGUGGACGAGGAGAGUGGCCCGGACAAUCGGCAGCGGUCAGGAGGAUCCGGGGUCGGAACUGGAGGGCAGACCACGCCCGCGUCCUCGUACACGGAAAUUCUGUUUCUGGCCCAGUAUCCGGGCGCAGUGCCGGAGAACUUACUGCAGGACCUCACGCCAACGGCGGGCCCGGGAAACGCUCUGCCCGGGACAAGUGACGAGAGCUACGUGAACCUGGACUCCGGCGCGGAGGAUGGGGAGGACGAGGAACUGGACCCCGAGGAAGAGGAGGACAACAGCAACACGAACAGCAACUCUAAGGACAGCUCGGCGGGGGAUGUGCAGCGCAACAGGAUAAGAUCGGAGAGCAACCUUCCCUACGAGCUGGAGGGCGCCAGUGACUCGGACGGCAUGCGUCACUUUGUGGCCCACGAUCUGGAGGCCAAGCUGCGUGAGGGUUACUCCUCUGAGCACACCACACCAUCCACCUCCGUGGCUCCCGGUAUGCAGGGCGGUGGAUCAUCCGGCCUGCUCACGCGGCGCUUCCUGCAGUCGCGCAACGUGCCCGAGGUCGAUGGCAGCGUGCUGAGCGACAUUGAGCUGGAGGCCCAGUACCUGGCCAGCUCUGUAGACAACCUGCUGGAGAACCUGGGCAACCUGCUGCACUCCAUUUCUUCAAUCACCGCCGACAACGUGGAGGUGCACCGUAGUGCGGUCAACAAGCUGACCGACACGCUGGACGCGAACAUCAAGUGCCAGUACCAGUUGCUGGCCAAGGCCGAGGAGAUAACCAAGUCGAUGAAGCCCACGGAGCAGCUGGGACAGCGAAUAAGGGAGAUCAAGCGACUGGUGGACAUGCUGGACAGCACCAUGUAGAUGGCCCAAUCCCCUGAUCAGCGCAAUCAAACAAGUAUCUUAGAAAGUUUCUAGUCAUUCCGCAAAAUAUAUGUAAAAUUCAAGUUCAAA
This is a messenger RNA of Drosophila serrata, 1051 nucleotides long. RefSeq names its product BLOC-1 related complex subunit 6 (gene BORCS6). Gene Ontology annotation, biological process: lysosome localization. Gene Ontology annotation, cellular component: BORC complex. Lineage: Eukaryota; Metazoa; Arthropoda; Insecta; Diptera; Drosophilidae. The record is from RefSeq and is a predicted model, not a curated record.